Molecule: messenger RNA, 1617 nt
Organism: Aphidius gifuensis
Lineage: Eukaryota; Metazoa; Arthropoda; Insecta; Hymenoptera; Braconidae
Product: inhibitor of growth protein 1
Exons: 3
Coding region: 113-1033 (306 amino acids)
Biological process (GO): positive regulation of DNA-templated transcription
Cellular component (GO): nucleus
Source: RefSeq, a predicted model, not a curated record
UUACAUUCACAGUUUCCAGUUGCAUUCAGUUUUGCAUUAAUGGCUUUCAUUUUGUAUUAUAAAUGUAUUAUUAAAUAGAUAAUUAAUAAAUAUUAUAAAUAAAAAGUAAAAAAUGUUGAAUCAAGCUGUUGUUGAGGCACUUUACUCAGCAACAUUUAUUGAAAAUUAUCUUGAUUGUGUUGAAAAUCUUCCCAACGAUAUUCAAAGGCAUGUAUCACGUUUACGUGAAUUAGAUGCUACUUGUCAAACAUAUCUACGUGAAGUUGAUGAAUAUCAAGAAUUACUAGUGAGUGAUAUAGAUUCAACAGUUCGUCGUCGUACACUUGCACGAGUUCAACAAUCAUUAAUAUCAGCACAAGAAAUUGGUGAUGAAAAGCUACAAAUUGUUCAACAAAUUCAUGAUCUUAUUGAAAAUAAAACACGUCAAUUAGAUCUUGAUUAUCGUAAUUUAGAUGUUGGUAAAGAACAAGAAACAAAUGAACCAGCACGUGAAUCAAAUUCAACUACAAACAUUACAACAACUGGAAGUGUAAAUAACAUUGAUCGUCAGUCAAAACGUGCUCGUAGAACGAGAACAGAAACAUUAGUUGAAACAGCAAAUUCAAUGGAUAUCAUUGUGAUGAAUGAAAAUCGUUCAACGACAUUACCACAAAAUAGUAAUGGUAAUACUAAAAAGACAACAACAGCAACAGCUGGUAAAAAGAAAAAACGAAAGGCACGUCAAGGUGGUAAUCAACAAAAUCAACAGAGAGAAGAUACACCACCACCACCAGAAGAUGAUAUUACUAUUGAUCCAGAUGAACCAACAUAUUGUCUAUGUGAUCAAAUAUCAUAUGGUGAAAUGAUACUCUGUGAUAAUGAUUUAUGUCCAAUUGAAUGGUUUCAUUUUUCAUGUGUUUCUUUAAGCACAAAACCAAAAGGCAAAUGGUUUUGUCCAAAAUGUCGUGGUGAUAGACCAAACAUCAUGAAACCUAAAGCACAAUUUCUCAAAGAACUAGAACGUUACAAUAAAGAGAAAGAAGAAAAAUCGUAGCAUUAAUUUCCAUUUAUAAAUUUUCAUCUUGAAUCAUUUGUUUAUUUUUUCGACAAGAAAUAUCAUCAUCGUCAUCAUCGUCAUCUAGUUUUCAUACUUAAGAUUAAACUAAAAAAAAAAUAAUAAUAAUAAUGAAUUUCUUGUCAUAAACUUAAUUAUUUUUUUAUACUUAGCUUUUUUUUUUUUUUAAUAUUUGUAUUGGAUUAUUAUUAACAAAAAAAAAAAUUGUAAAAAAUUUUAUAUUAAUUAAGAAUAUUUAAACAAAUUCAUAGCAAAAUAUAAAAUAUUUUGUUUUGUUUUUUUUUUAAAUUUAUCAACAAUUAGUAUUUAUUUUGUUAUUGUAUUCAACAUUUUAUUAUAAGCUUUUUGAAAAUUAUACCUACAUUUCAAAUUAUCUUAAUAUUUAAUGAAAAUUAAAAAUUUUCAAAUUAUUGUGGUUUUAUUAUUAAUCAUCACACGUUAAUUUUUGUAAUGAAAAAUAAUUAUUUAUAUUAUUUUUAAAAAUAAAAACAUGAUAAUAAACAUAAAAAAAUUUGUAUAAAUUAAAAAAAAAAAAGUAAUUGUAAUGUUUAUGUUCCUAAACA